AUGUUUGAUGUUAUGACAGGUUUCCCUAAAUUUUGUUUACUUGCUCAGCAAAACAAAAAAGGGCAGAGUUCGUUGCUGUCCUACUUUAGCACAGACACACCAAGCAAAAAGAAACGGUUUGAAGAUAAAGCGCCAGAAGGUGUUGUUUUGGAACAUGAACUAGAACCAAAUGUAGAAGAUGUAUCAGGCUCGUCAUACGCUCAGUCAACCGCAACUACUAAGCACAUUGCUCCUAUAGAUGAAAUUCAGAGGCCCAGCUGUUCCUCUAGUUCAACUAGUCAGUUGGAAAUUGGUCUAAUUAAUAAACGUGAUCCUGCUCAUGGUCCAAGUAUGGCUAAAGUGUGUUUUGGGGAAGGCUCAUUUCAACCACGGGAUUUUAAUUUCCCUAAAACAGAUGGUAGGAAAUUUAGACCGGAGUGGUAUACAAUUUUUUCUUGGCUGGAAUAUAGUCUUCUAACCGAUAAAGCCUUCUGUUUUGUAUGUCGUUCGUUCUACAACUCAGAAGGUAGAAAUAAUGCAGAAGAUGUAUUUACACUCAUUGGAUUUUCCAAAUGGAAGAAAGCUGUAAAAGUAUUUGAGAAACAUGAGAAGAGUAACUCACACCAAAGUAAUAACAUAAAACUCAAUUGUCUAAAAGAAGCGAACAAAAGUGGCACUGUUAUUGAAAAAGUGAAUCAAAAGUAUUCAGAAGAAGUACAAGAAAAUAGAUUGUACUUAGAAGCUUUGUGUGAAUCGUUGAUAUUUUGUGGCAGACAAUCUAUUGCUCUAAGAGGUCAUGAUGAAUCUACAGAUUCAAAGAACAGAGGAAACUUUUUGGAGUUAAUGAAGCUUCGUUCCAAAGAUAACAGUUUAAUAAAAAAAUUCUUCAUGGAGCAUCGUAAAAAUUUUCAGUAUACUUCAGCAACUUUUCAGAAUGAGCUACUGUCCAUUAUUGGGGAACAAAUUAAGUGUCACAUAGCUAAAGAAGUUAAAGAGGCUGAGGUUUUUGCAAUUAUAGCUGAUGAAACUCAAGAUAUAGCAAAGCACGAACAAGAUUGUCUUGAGAUAUGUUAA
This is a messenger RNA of Myzus persicae (green peach aphid), 1053 nucleotides long. RefSeq names its product zinc finger MYM-type protein 1-like. The record is from RefSeq and is a predicted model, not a curated record. The coding region runs from base 1 to 1053 and encodes 350 amino acids. Lineage: Eukaryota; Metazoa; Arthropoda; Insecta; Hemiptera; Aphididae. The transcript is spliced from 2 exons.